AUAAAACACAACGCAUUGGCUUUUUUUACUCUUUGUCAAUUGUACGCACCCAUUUUUGUCUUUAUUUUUAUAUAAUAUGAUGAUGCAGUACUGUAUCAUGGAAAGGUGUUUUGUACGUGUUAAUUCUUCCACGCAUGUGCUGUUGGGCCGCACCUGCGCUGCGGCUUAGCGCGCCUUUUGUCGCGUUGCUCGUGCAGAUAACGGGAGUUACAAAAAGGAUUAGGAUGGUUGGAUUCUAUUCCAGGUUUAGCUCCCCAUUACCAGCAGCGGAAUUGCCAGCGAGCAGACUGUUCGCGCCGGCGGCACCCGCAGCAGCUCUGACGCGACCCCUGGCGGGUUUCGCGGGCGGAGUGUUGUCGCGUGCCAUGGCGUCUCUUGCGCAAAUGCAUCGCACUGGGCCGCACGUUAAAACCAGGAAAUCUAGAAACCCGCUCAAUGGAAACCCUUUUGCUAAGGGCGUGGUCUUAAAAACGCUCAUCAAGAAGCCGAAGAAGCCGAACAGCGCGAACCGCAAAUGCGUGCUGGUCCGGCUUUCCAACGGCAAAGAGAUGGUGGCGUACGUGCCCGGCAUCGGACACAACCUGCAGGAGCACAAUAUCGUGCUCGUGCGCGUCGGACGAGUGAAGGACUGCCCGGGAGUUAAGCUAAAGUGCGUGCGCGGCAAGUUCGAUCUGCCGCACGUCGUCAAGCAGAAAGUAGCGGCCGUCUGCACAACCCCUUCCAGGCACCCUCAAGCCCCGCCCAUUGCGUUGAAGGGCGCUUGAGCACCCCAGAUCGAAAUCAUUCGUGCUCCAUUCUCCGUUUGGACCACACUCAUUAGCUGCCAAGUGUGUCAGUGCAACAAUCAUGUCUCUGUGGACUCCGUACGCCGAGGCGCCACUGGAUCUCACCAAG
This is a messenger RNA of Hyposmocoma kahamanoa, 894 nucleotides long. It is a transcript of the gene mRpS12, whose product is annotated as 40S ribosomal protein S12, mitochondrial. Gene Ontology annotation, biological process: translation. The record is from RefSeq and is a predicted model, not a curated record. The transcript is spliced from 5 exons. Gene Ontology annotation, molecular function: structural constituent of ribosome. Bases 135 to 764 code for a protein of 209 amino acids. Lineage: Eukaryota; Metazoa; Arthropoda; Insecta; Lepidoptera; Cosmopterigidae. Gene Ontology annotation, cellular component: small ribosomal subunit; ribosome.